UGGUGUUUGUUGUGGGAAAUUUCCGCCGUGGUGCUGAACUGUGGAUUCAGGCUACAUUGAACGGCAGAAGGACGGCUGAAACUCCUACACUGUCCCACCUCCAAGCAUGCAGUCGCGGCAACUUUCGAGCAGUCAGAUAAGGCAGAAGAAGUGACGGGUCGGACUGAGGAAGGUCGAGUUGGAGAUACUCUCGGACAGCCAGGCACAGCCACAGCAGAGCCGCCGACAGCACGGAGUUGUCGCGAUGCUGUAGCUAAACCAUGGACAGCAGAAUAAAGGAGAAUCCAGAGAGAACAUUUGAUCUGGUUGUACAGGUGGCAUGUCCAACAUCCGAAAAUGAAGAUCCAACCGUGCUGUGGAGCUUCCCCCAGGACCACACCGACCAGGAGGUCCUUCAGACGAUACCAAAGUUCUGCUUUCCCUUUGACGUGGAAAGGGUUUCCCAGAAUCAGGUGGGGCAGAACUUUACCUUUGUGCUGACGGACAUCGAUGGCAAACAGAGGUUUGGUUUCUGUCGACUCACUCAAGGCUGCCGGGUCUGCAUAUGUCUGCUCAGCUAUGUACCAUGGUUUGAAAUCUACUACAAGUUGCUGAAUACUCUGGCGGACUACCUAACAAAACAGCAGGAAAAUGACUUGAAUGACAUGCUGAAUUCUCUCCAUGAUCUGCCAGUGCCAAAGCCCUUCACGCCAGUCAACCUGAGUGUGAAUGAGCAGUUGUAUAUUGCCACUGGGCAAGUACUGAGAGAUCGGCGAAGCAGGGAGCCGCACUCCUACUUCAUCGCCCCGGAUAUCAAUGGACUGCCAACUAUCCCUGAGAGCAGGAACCUGACAGAGUACUUUGUGGCUGUGGACGUCAACAACAUGCUCCAGCUCUACGCCAGUAUGCUGCAUGAACGGCGCAUCAUCAUUACCUCAAGCAAGCUUAGCACUUUAACUGCAUGUGUCCACGGUGCGGCUGCUCUGCUCUUUCCAAUGUACUGGCAGCACAUCUUCAUCCCUGUUCUGCCCCCGCAUCUUCUGGACUACUGCUGUGCCCCCAUGCCAUAUUUUGUGGGAGUUCAUCUCAGUCUGCUGGAGAAAGUACGCAGCCGAUCACUGGAGGAUGUGGUCAUUCUGAAUGUGGACACUAACACCCUGGAGAGUCCCUUUGAUGACCUGCACAACCUGCCCAGUGACGUGGUGUCCUCUCUGAAGAGCAAACUGAAGAAGCAGUCGACAGCAACAGGAAGUGGUGUGGCAAGGUCCUUCCUGAGAUCGCAGGCCGCUCUGUUUGGAUCCUACCGAGACGCCCUCAGAUAUAAGCCUGGGGAGCCCAUCACUUUCUGUGAGGAGAGCUUUGCAAACCAUCGAUCCAGCACCAUGAAAAGCUUCCUGUCCAUGGCGGUCAACCUGCAGCUCUUCAAACAGUUCAUCGACGGACGGCUGGCCAAAUUGAACGCAGGCCGCGGCUUCUCGGACGUGUUUGAAGAAGAGAUCACAGAGGGGGGCUUCUGUGGAAGUAAUUCAAGGUCCUACCAGCAAUGGAUGCACACUGUGAAGAGAGGAGGAGCACUCAUCAACACAGCUGUGACUAAAGCCAAGAGUCAUGCCAAGAGGGGCAUCCGGGACAUUAAGGGCAGACUUAAAGCGAGGGAAGAAGAGGAAGAGGGGGUGAUGGUCUGUGCGGGGUCUCCCACCAGCACCAAGAGCCUGUCUCCAAGGAGACUGCAGAAGAUGAGACGGCAAAACUUCAACAAGUAUCACGUGAGCAUGGGUAUGGGCCCUCGAGAUCUUGGCUAUGGGCUCGAGGAUGAUGAGCUGGACAGCGCGAGCAAGAUUUCCUCAGAGGACAGCGGGGACGUCCCUUCAUAUAUUGAGGAUAGCGACGACUCCUAUUCGCUAGAACUGGACAUGGACUCGUCCCGCUCCGGCCAGAUGAACCUGCUGGAGGAAAUCUUGGACUCUCUCCACACCACAACAGGAGAGCAAGGCAAACUCAGCGCUGCCAAGAGCCUGGACUUCUUCAGGUCCAUGGACGAGUUAGACUAUAAGACCCUGAGCAAGCCCACUCCUUCCAGUGAUUCGACUCCUGCAGAGGACAGUGACUGUAGUGGAGGGGGGGAUCAGAGCGGCUGGAAUAUGGGCCAGGAUGACAGCGCGGUCCACGGAAAACACCUUCCCCCGUCCCCACGUAGACAGCCCAACAAGAGCAGCCUGAAGGUGGCAAAGAAACUCACCGUGCCCACCAUCACGGCUACAUUCCCGGUCCAGGAGGCAGACAGCUGCCGCCCACAUCCUCUCAACUCUGACCCCCACCCUCCACCUCCAGUGCGACAACCAGGAGACCGCUACUCCUACUCGCCCUCCAUGUCCCAUAGAGUUACACCAAUGUCCCCAUCUCCCUCUCUCACACACACCUACAGUUCUCCAGCACCCGGUUCAAACCCAAACUCUUCUCCUGUACUAGCAGCUCGGUCUCGGACGGUCUCAGAGCCCCAAGGCAACACGGAGCCUCUGCAGGUGCAGAACCAGACCGCAUCCACCAGCAUCCUGAGGAGGAAGGUGAUGUCCAAGGAGACGGUGAGGCACUUCCAGGAAAAGGCCCUCCAGAGGAAGGGCAGCAAGGGCCGACAGGAUGGCAGCCCAUCAAGGCACAGCCACGCUGCUAUGCAGAUCCCUUGGGAGAAAGAGGUUUCCAAGGAGGGGCUCCUGGGGUUCGGCAUGUGCCUGGGUCAGGGUAAAAGCUCGGGGGCGGCUGUCGUGCAGGAUCAAGGCCUCCUCGAGGAGAUUGACUCCAUGUGUUGCCUGAGCUCAGUCCUCCACAGCAGCCUGCAGCUGUCCCAGGUUCACUGCAACAACAGUCCCCACCCGGUGCAGAGCAACGCCACGGACGAGGCGUAGGGACGUCAAAGACCCUCUGUCUGUGAAACGCCAUAAGUUCUACUGAAAUCUAUCCACUGUAAUUCUCCAACAAAACUACCCACAGUCUCAGACCUUUUUUAUCUUAACACUCAGUGAUCAGGAAACAUUUUGAACAAAUAUGAUGUCGUACAAACAGCCUCAGAGCAGGAAACAAGAAAUGAUUUGCACACAGUCAGAAUUUCUCCAAACAAGUGAGUUAUCUUGUGAACUACGAACACCUCACUUCAAAAACACAAAACGAGGCCAAGGUAUUGAGAUAGUUUUGUGUUUUUGAGUGCGGCGAGAUUUCUUCACUUGUUUAAAGAAAAUACACCUCAUUAACUCAUUUACAAAUUAACAAAUCAUCUAAAUCUAGAUAAGAAGGACAUUUCUGCAGUGCUUUGACUGCUCAUCGCAGGAUGUCUUCCUGUUAUCAUCUACAUUUAAAGUCAAAUUCCAGAAAAAAGGCCCAACAAUCCAACCGGCAAUGGAGGAAUUUUCCAGCUUCACUUGAAUGAAAUAACAUAACGCUCAGUACUUUGUGAGGAUCAAGAAGGGAUGAUAUCUCCUCGUCAUAUCAUUGUCUGAUUUAUUUUUUGUUCCAAACAUUUCAAGAUACAUUUGCACUUGUAGAUUUAAGAAUUGUACUCAGCCUUGACCACCUGGUACUAAAAUCAUGGAGCAACACGACAGUGAGACAGGAUUUUAAACCCACAAAGUCCAAUCGACUUUUGGAAUUAAUUAAACACUGUGUCAUGUAACUGUUUUAUAUCACCAUGCCUUAAAUGGACAUGUGAUUUGUUUUUGAUACUCUGGUGUCUUAAUCUAUACAGGUACUUUGUAAUCUUGGAUCUUCAAUGCAACGUUACAGUAGCAGUACUAAAACAGAAUUGUAUUUCUCUGGAUUAAUAGAAUAGUUAAUAUAUUAUAUAAUGUACUUUAAGCUGCUGUUUUCAAAUAGCAUUCCAGAUAGUGAGAUGUGCAUGUAGAGACCUCUCGGUGUCUCUCCUCUUCCUGUGUUCCUCAGGACACAUCUGUCACUCUGUCAGAGGAGGAAAUGCACUCAAAAGUUAAUGAGGAUGAUCUGACAAUACCAGUGUCAACGCUCAACGUCCUUUUUCUUUCUCUUUCUUCACCAUCAUGCUCCUAAGUUUCUGCCUUGUAGUCCUUUCAGCACAUCAUGACUUUCACUGUCGACCUUAAAAAUGGCGGCUAGUUUUUUCAAAGCUACUAUGGUUUGGAGUGGAUGUCAGAAAGGUGAACUUUAAAGCAUACAGCUAAUGAUAUAUUUACUUUUUCACAAACAAAUCACAAUACAUUCUGUACUCACACCAAAUCAGUACUACUAAAAUAAUAAAAGGGUCACAAAUAUGUAGCUUUAGUUCUUUCUGUAGAACUGUAGUUCUUAGAAAAUGAUACUCAAACAGGAGUAAAAGAUGCAUUUGUUUGGGGCAGGUAAAGGUGUAAUUAGUUGAUAUUAAGAAACAUUUCCAAUACCACUGGACAUAUCACAUUGCUCAGUGUUCUGAGUCUGUUUCCCUUUCUGUACUCGCAGGAUGAAAUGCAACCUCUGCCCUUGUAGGUUAGAGUCACACACUGUAAUGCAAAGCAGUGGUUGAUGAUUGUACUGUAAUGAAGCAAUACGGUUCUCCUCAGAGAGAAGCCACAUGGAUGUAAUGUGUACAGAGUCUAAAGUAUUUCUAAAAGAGACUCUCCUGUGGAGAGAAACGCAGCGUCCAGAGACUGUGGGUUCCCAUCAUUCUCUGCGUUGCCACAAACCCGAAGGAAAGAAGAAAGCUUUUUCAUGUGCUUGUGUAGGGAUUAUUACAUUUAUGGUUCGUUGUUCUUAUGAUUUAUGCCAGACGCCAGUCGGUGUGGCAGUUUAAUAGCAGCUAUUUCUCUGCUUUUUUAGUGCUGCACUGCGUUAACGAUUUGCUCAUAAAGUCUUUGGCGUGCUUCUAAAAGCCCAAGAAUCAGUCCUAGUAAUUCCAAAAAGGUGGAAAAAAAGCGACUCCAGAAGAAUCUCUGCACUGGCCUUAGUCAUUGUAAACACUUUAAGAACCAUAUUUACUAUGCAAAUAUUUAAAAUGAUAAAACAAAGGUCAGUUUUCUUUAACAGACAUUAUAAUGCACAAUUCUACUUGAAAAAAUAAUAACAAUCAAUCUAAUUUCUAGUAGGAGUAAGCCUCAUGUGUCCGUAAAUGAAUAAAUAUAGAAGUCUAUUUAACUGUGUGUGAGCUGAGGGUGACAGAAAGUGUGUAUGGUGUGCCUUAUACAGUAAGAGUACCACCCAGUAGAAUUAGAAAAGGGUACAGUAUUACAGAAAUGUGUAUACAAUGUUUUCAGACCACUUUUUAUCACCGUAAGGAACAUUACGAUUUUUUAUUUAUAUGAUAAACAGACCUGGUUUUGUCCUUAGAAUCGGAGCUAAAAUGAACCUGGGUACUAGCAUUGUGUUUGUUUUUGUUUUCCGUUCGGGCUGCAGUCCAGCUGGAGGUCCUCAGAGUUUCUUUUUGCUGCGUUUGUUGGUGGGAAUCGUCCUGCCUGUAUUAAAUAGAAAUCUUUGAAUUUCUUUGGGGUAUUUUUCUCUUUGGUCAAUAGAUUUUUCUUUGAAUUAUUCCAUUAGGUGAUUCUUUGUAUAGUUUGUGUUUAUUUUAUUUCUUUUUUCUCUCUGUUUUUUAAAACACUUUUUCUGAGCUUACUCUCUUUAAAAAAUAUUUCUCAGAGGAGUCAAUUCUAUAUUGAGGAACAUUUAUUUUCAACUGAAUAGACGUGUAUUUUUGCUGGCUUGAGUUUAUUUUACAUGGAUAAUAUAUGACUGGUGUUGUACGUUGUUAAACAAAAAAUGACAACUAAUAUUUGAAUGUUUUAGAUUUUAUUUUUGGAAGAAAAAAAAGAGAAUAUUAACAAAUGUCCCGUGUAGCUCAAAAGCAUUUGCCCCCUUCUAAUCAGAAUCAGCAGAGAUUGGCGCUUGCUUGUACGCGGUACAAUGCUCAUUGUUGUAUUUGCAUGUAUGUACCUCUUGUGUUGUAUGCUACAAUUAUUUGUUUUGACAGUUUAUUCUGUUGGUGUUACUUAUUAUUUCAGUAUUUACAGCUUCAAUCAAAUACAGAAUGAUGGAAACAACUUUGAGCACCACUCUAUACAUUAAUGUUGCCUUGCUAUAGGUGUGGUGGACUUACAAGCCUUGCAUUUAAUGUAUGAAAAAAAACAUUUCUACUUUGGCAACUAUAAAUCUAAUCGGAGCGGUUUGUGGGAAGAAAUAAUGUAAUUUAAAAACAACAUGGGUUUUGCAUUUCAAUGUCUGCAGGUGUGUUAAUAUUAAGGAUAGGUAACACUGCAAACAAUAGUGUAAUCAAUAAAGUAUUAAUGUCCUGAAAUUACAAAUUGGAGUGUGGUAGGCGAUAGUGUAGCAGCGUUAACUGAUGAUACAAAGAUAUUAACAUCACUUCUCAGAGAACAUGUUCAUCGAAGUGACAUAUUACAGGAAGCCACCUUUUUUUCAGUCUCUCUUUGGGUAUUGUAAUGAUUAUUAACUCUUCGAUAUGCCAUUAACUGAUUUUCUGCUUCUGUGCACACUUGCAUGUUCUCAUUUCAGAGAAAACUGUCUUAAAAACUGAGGUCAAUCUAAUGUGCUAUUGGUGAGUAACUUGGUACAACUGUAUGCACUGUGAAAUAAAAAUAAAUUAUACUGUUUCAUGCUUAUA
Molecule: messenger RNA, 6589 nt
Organism: Eleginops maclovinus (Patagonian blennie)
Lineage: Eukaryota; Metazoa; Chordata; Actinopteri; Perciformes; Eleginopidae
Gene: dennd1b
Product: DENN/MADD domain containing 1B
Exons: 23
Coding region: 261-2882 (873 amino acids)
Biological process (GO): endocytic recycling; endocytosis
Cellular component (GO): nuclear speck; cytosol; intracellular membrane-bounded organelle
Molecular function (GO): phosphatidylinositol phosphate binding; guanyl-nucleotide exchange factor activity
Source: RefSeq, a predicted model, not a curated record